GUCACGCACCGACCAAGCUUCACCACCCCAAAAACCCGCCGGCCAAAUAUAUUGGCGAAAAUGCCUCGGUCUGGGUCUUUUGGGGCGUCCCAAUCGAAGUAGGAGCAAUGUUCGCUACGAACGGAGCAAAGGGCAUCGCUACGAACGGAGCAAGGACGCUAUGUUCGGGGCUCCUGGCCUUACUACUAGGAACAAGAAACUACAAACAAGAAUUCAACAGAAUUGGCAUUUAAGUAUAAAUCUAUAUCUAAGAAUCAAGCAGUUUAGCUGGCUUUUCUCCGUGGUUUCACCGCCUCGCGUCUCGCGUCCCGCGUCUCGCGUCUCUCGUCACGGGGGGCUUCCGUGCGGGCCCUGAACGGCGCUGAACCGUUUUCCGCUGAAGAAGCGGGGGAAAAAAGCACAGAUAGGCCCUGAUUCUUCGUCCCAUUGUUUCGGUACCACGUCAUGUGGAACUCAUGUGGGAACUUCAUGGAGCCUCGAAACAUCCAAAAUGAUCCCAACAAACCCUGACCCGGACCGCCUUGACCGCACGUCGUGCCGUGAAUCUGCCGUGAUCCGCCUUGGCCCCAGUCACCGACGAGCGCUGCAUCGGCGCCAGGGCGCCGAUCGCCCGUGCUGUGGCCCGGGCAGCCCCAUGGAUGGGGCAUUUCUGCAGGAAACUCACCAACAGGUGAGACAUGUCUUAGAGCCACUGCUUCAACUGGAGAAGACCCUCCGGAAGAUCACGGAAGCAAGCCAGAGCACUUCGUUCGACUGGCAUGGGGACCUUUGGAAAGACGAGGAGCUGAAUGGAGUGCUCCAUGACAUGCCGGGACCGGUGGGGCAAGCUGACAGCCCGACUUCUCACAAGAGCAGCAAAGGCUUUCUGGAAGAGAACGCGGUGCAGGCGGGUGAAGGCACCGGGACGCCGCUCCAUGAGCUCAUGAGAAUGAGCGAAGCAAGCUCGCUCAGUCACGCCAGCCUCAGCUCCGCGAAUGGCACGAGCACUCGCGCACGAGUCCGGAUCAGUGAUAGUGAUGGUCACAGAUGGACUUUUGAUCACAAAUCUCAAUUGGCAUAUCACGGGCACCACGCUUAUACAACUCAUUUAGAACACCCUCACCGUUGGUGGUGCGUUGGCUGUUCAGUGGCCUGUGCCAUCCUGCGCCAUCCAAGCCUUGCUCCAGUCCCUCAAGCGCCUGGACGUGGAUUUUCCUGAGGUUUGGGUUUAAGUCCAUCUGACCAAGAGUUCACGAAGACCAACAUCCAUGAUGUGUGGCGAGCAGAACCGGAUUCUUUACGCUCCUGGGCGGCCGUCGGCCGUCGGCCGCGCCCGUCGGUCGCGGUGAGGGCGGUGGUCCCGAAGAGUGUUUGC
Durusdinium trenchii is the source of this 1354-nucleotide messenger RNA. The record is from the annotation of a GenBank genome assembly. Lineage: Eukaryota; Dinophyceae; Suessiales; Symbiodiniaceae.